AUGCAUCACUCCAUCGCAGCGUUGAGCGCUGUGCUCGCCAUGGUCAUCGACGUAUCGGCCAUUGCUUUCCCUCAAGCUACCACGACUCCAACAACCGAUGCCUUGACGGUAUUGUGCUCGGCCAUUGCCGACGGCGCCAGUACUCCUUCGGCCUGCCAGACCGCCGCUACCCCCUCGACUGCUGCUGCCCCGUACUGCACGAACUUUGCAGACCCUCACUACUGCGGCACCGGCAUCGACUACUGCACUUGCAGCAAUGGCGCUUUCUCAAUCGCUUCUGGCAGCAAUCCGUGCCCGUAUACCACCGACCCAGGGUCUGACCUGGCCUACACCACGCCUACAUGCUCUUCCACCGCUGCAUCCCCAACUGCCACGGUGCCUGAUGCCUGCGCCAGCGGCUCGCAGGCCAGCGACGACACGGCUUCCUGCUGGAGUGACCUCGGACUCACGGACUACGUCAACUCCUGGUGGGAGGACAACCAGGACAGCUGCGGCGGGACUGUCGUUCACCCGAAUGAGGACGGUGAUCCAGACAUGAGCUUCGCGAACUGCUGGUACAAGAUCGUCCUUCCAGACCAGUUCCCUGUGCAGUGUGACAUUCUUAGUACUGGUAAUGGCUGCAAAGAGCCGAGCUGGGGCUGGUUCGAUGGCGAUGAUGCUGUUCAGCAGUUCUGGGUGACUUGGUCCAUCUACAAUGUCAACCAAUGGUUUACGAACUUGAACUCCGCCAUCACCGCGGCUGGAUCUGAGGUCGAGGGCAUUACUGGCAAAGUCGAGACGUCGUUCAACGAGCCUGAAGUGCCGUCGACUCCAGCUUGGGAGUACGUCCUUGAUGGCCUUGUUUUCGCAACCAGCCUGUGGGCUGAAGGCUCUGAGAUUGAAAAAGCACUCGUGAGAGUCAUCCCGCAGACGUUUGCUCUCACAACCAAAGUCUACCCGCAGGGCGAGGUGGAGGGUGUUGUCGAGCAGUGGUCCGAUAUCGAGGGUGCGAUCUCAGAGUUCAUCAGAUCCUGGGCAGACGACGUUGGUAAUGGUAUCGAGCUCGUUGAAAAUGACGAGCCGACUUUUGUUUCAUUCGCGGAGGCAGGCUCCUUUACUUCGGGAGUGCGGGACUUGUCUGGCCUGACUGACUCCAUCUAUACUGUUAUUGGAACAGAGCUGGUUUCUGUGACUGCUGCCACAGUCGGCUACAUUAUUACUAGGACCGCCGGGCAGAGCAUCGCCGACGUUCAGGCGACUUCGGAUCUCCAGUGGGAUGUUGAUUGCGGCGACGGCUACGACUCGAUCGGAAUCUGCGGUCCCUGGUACUACGAUGGCACUGACACCUACAGCUUGACCAAUCAGCAGAAGUGGCAGCAAGACGAAUCCGACCUGAUGCAGCUCCUCUUCGAAGGCGACUCUCCCCUCGCGGACGCCAACAUCUUCUUCACGGGCUCCUUGAAAUGUAGCCAGACCUCCGGCAAGAACGGCGGUGGUGCGGCGAGUCUCGGUGACGACUACACGACCUUCAACUGCCUCGCCAACAACCGAGUCUGCACCUGGGCUUGGGAAGACUCCGACCUCGAAAACAGCUACUUCCUUCCCGACUGCACCGAUGACGACGUACCCAAUGUCUUUGAUUUUAAGUGCUGCACGGGCACGUACGACAAUUGCGGCCAGUGUGCGCCUUUUGCUUACUUUGGGCCGGCGAUUGAGACGGACGAUGACGUUAAGCUGUGCCACACUAACUGCGGUGGUGGUGAGGUGGAGUAG
Saxophila tyrrhenica is the source of this 1752-nucleotide messenger RNA. RefSeq lists its product as uncharacterized. The record is from RefSeq and is a predicted model, not a curated record. The transcript has 7 exons. NCBI's taxonomy places the organism in Eukaryota, Fungi, Ascomycota, Dothideomycetes, Mycosphaerellales, Extremaceae. The coding region runs from base 1 to 1752 and encodes 583 amino acids.